Messenger RNA from Manduca sexta (tobacco hornworm), 722 nucleotides. It is a transcript of the gene RpL12, whose product is annotated as 60S ribosomal protein L12. Bases 213 to 707 code for a protein of 164 amino acids. The transcript has 4 exons. Lineage: Eukaryota; Metazoa; Arthropoda; Insecta; Lepidoptera; Sphingidae. The record is from RefSeq and is a predicted model, not a curated record. Gene Ontology annotation, cellular component: ribosome; cytosolic large ribosomal subunit. Gene Ontology annotation, molecular function: large ribosomal subunit rRNA binding; structural constituent of ribosome. Gene Ontology annotation, biological process: translation.
GACUAGGCAAUAUGGUUGAAAGACUAUAGCCUGUCCUCUAAACGAAUAAAAAAAAUCAACUGGCGAUCUGUCAAUGUCAAUGAAUUUCAUUCUUUUUCCGGUGUGCUGUCAACGUUGUAAUACGUUUCGACGGCGGUUCGCCUGAGUAAUCCAAGUUAAUCAGCUUGGAAGUUUUAUAAAUUCACAAAGUUGUGCUAUUAUAACACGCCACAAUGCCGCCAAAAUUCGAUCCUAAUGAAAUUAAAAUCGUCAAAUUGAGAUGUGUUGGUGGAGAAGUCGGUGCCACAUCAUCCUUGGCUCCCAAAAUCGGUCCUCUCGGUCUCUCCCCUAAAAAGGUUGGUGAUGAUAUCGCUAAGGCCACCAGUGACUGGAAGGGUCUCAAGAUCACUGUCCAGCUUACGGUACAGAACAGACAGGCACAGAUUGCUGUGGUACCUUCAGCAGCUGCCCUCGUCAUCAGAGCUCUGAAGGAGCCUCCUCGUGACCGUAAGAAGCAAAAGAAUGUGAAACACAACGGCAACAUCACAUUAGAAGAUGUUAUCGGCAUCGCCAAGAUCAUGAGGGCGCGCUCCAUGGCCAGGUACCUCUCUGGCUCAGUGAAAGAGAUCCUCGGCACUGCUCAGUCUGUGGGCUGCACCAUUGACGGCAGGCCCCCACACGACAUCAUUGAUGACAUCAACAGUGGCGCCAUCACCAUUGAUGAAUAAACUUUGAGGACUUAA